UGAACACGUUUCUGGCAGGCGUUGAGUUACGACUGUAUCUCGCAUAUAUAUGUAAGACGUGUAUAAAUCCGCAUUCCGCGCGCAGAACUCAGAAGUUUUUGCGGCCAGCAGUGGAAAACGUCGUUUAACUUACACUCAAAGAUUAACAAGAUUUACACAGUUACAUUAUACUUUCUUGCAGCAUCAAGAGUAGCGCAGAAAAAUUGGUGUAUCUGACAAUUGAAAUCAUAUAAAGAUAGUGUUGCUCAGCACGGCCGUUAAUGGUGAAUUGCUUUUUUAAUGCGCACGUAUUACUCAUUCGCCGCAGUGCCAUUGUUGCGACAAGUGCUGUCGAAACUAUUACCUCGUCUGCGUUUUUUGUUUAAUUUUACUAAACAUCAGAGUUUCACUCAAUCAAGUAAUAAGUGUCUAACAGUUGUCAAAUACGUUAGUCAAAAUGUCAUCAAAACUAAGAAUAGAAGCUUCUACUAAAGUUUAUUCGGAUGAGUGCAUUUAUACGUGGACUAUCGAGAAUUAUCGCUUACUGAAAUUUAAAGUUGGAGAAAAAAUAGAAUCUCCACAAUUUGGCGUUGGCAGUGAUGAUAAAAAAUACUUCUAUUUGCGAUUAUACCCUGCAGGCAGGGAUGCAGAAUCUGCAGAAUACAUUUCGUUAUUUCUUACCCCUGUAAUUGAUUCAACGAAGAAACCGGAUAAGCUCGUAUGUAGAUUGAUUGUUUCAGUUAUUAAAGAUAAAAAAGUUGUUAUAAAAAACAAAGAGCACUAUGAUUUUGCGAGUGAUGGAAAAUUUGUUGGCUUUGGUUGGUCGAUAUUUUAUAAAUUGGAAAAUAUUGACCAAUUAAUUUCUGCCGAGAAUACUGUAACUAUUCAAUGUGAAUUAGAAGUGUUCAAUAAACAUGAAUCUUCAUUGAAAUCCAACGUUAUCAACAGCAAAGAACAGAUAAUUGAUAAAGUGAACUUGGACUUAUUGUUUCUUGGUGAAGAAUUCAGUGAUAUAAGAAUAAUAACUUCUGAUGGAAAUGACGUCCCAGCACAUAAAAAUAUACUCGCAGCGGCCAGCCCAGUAUUUAGGGGCAUGUUUACUCAUAAUAUGUUGGAAAAUAAAGAAAAUUCAGUGAAGAUAACAGACACUACUAAAAAUACUGUAAUUGAAAUGCUGAGAUACAUCUACACAGCUCGGGUUAUUAUCAACGAAGUAGAUAUUAUUAUUGAAUUAUUAGAAGUAGCAGAGAAAUAUCAAAUUGAUAAUUUGAAAAUUAAAUGUGAAAAAAUAUUAUGUUCUGAUUUGUCAUCUGAAAAUGCUAUCAAGAUAUUAAUAGCUGCUCAUAAAUACAAAGCAAAGUAUUUGGAAGAUGAAACAAUAAAGUUUAUUACAACUAACACUGAAUUACUCUCCAAUUCUGAAAAGAUGAAAGAAAUAGGUGAUUUUGAUAUAAUGAUCAAUUUAAUGCAAUCAAUAGUUAAAUCUCAUAAAAAUAAAGUUUGAUUAGUUAAUCAAGUAUGUUGUAACUUAUCAUUUUUAGAUAAUCAAUGUUAUAUUCAUAAUUAAAUUGUUAUAAUAAAUCUUUGACGGUUCAUGAUAUGAUGUUGAAAUUAAGUUUAAAAUUUUAAGCUAUUAUCUGAGUUCUAAAGAUACCAUUUGGAAAGUUGAUUAAUACUGAUUGUUUAUGCUUUGUAAUUCAAUACCUAGUUCAUUGUAUGAAAAGCAUUUGAAUAAAACUUUUUGUUUAACUAUCACUACAAUCUUAUGACGUAAUUAUAAUACAAUUUGUAAA
This is a messenger RNA of Trichogramma pretiosum, 1772 nucleotides long. RefSeq names its product speckle-type POZ protein B-like. Gene Ontology annotation, molecular function: ubiquitin protein ligase binding. The record is from RefSeq and is a predicted model, not a curated record. Bases 437 to 1483 code for a protein of 348 amino acids. NCBI's taxonomy places the organism in Eukaryota, Metazoa, Arthropoda, Insecta, Hymenoptera, Trichogrammatidae. The transcript has a single exon. Gene Ontology annotation, cellular component: cytoplasm. Gene Ontology annotation, biological process: regulation of proteolysis; proteasome-mediated ubiquitin-dependent protein catabolic process.